UGCUCCUACCUGCAAUCUUCCUCUCCCACACACAGAGAGAUAGCAGGGUGUAGUGGAACAGUACCUCUGCCUGCCAUGAAGAUAACAGGGCUUUUUGUGAGGGCGGCUCUAGCCCUUUGCUGCUUCUUAGGUAUUGCCUUUGGAGUUGAGAUUGAUUGCACCCAGUAUUCCAGUGGCAUCAGCAAGGAUGGGACGGCCUGGGUAGCUUGCCCGAGGAACUUGAAGCCAGUCUGCGGCACUGAUGGCAUCACAUACAGCAACGAGUGUGGGAUCUGCUUCCACAACAGGAAACAGGGAGCCAGUGUGGAGAAGGCACAUGAUGGAGAAUGCAUGCUGAAAUCUAUUACAAUCGAUUGCAGUAAGCACCAAAAAGUUGUAAUAGAUGAUCACGUCAUGGUAGCAUGCCCAAGGAUACUGAAACCAGUCUGUGGCUCAGAUAGUUUCACUUAUGACAACGAAUGUGGGAUUUGUGCCUAUAAUGCAGAACAUCACACCAACAUUAGCAAGUUAUAUGAUGGAGAAUGCAAGCAGGACUUUGCCCCUAUUGACUGCAGUAAGUACCCAACAGAAACCACUGAAGAUGGCAAAGUAUUAAUAUCCUGUCCAGACAUCCUGCGUCCAGUUUGCGGCACAGAUGGCGUUACAUAUGAUAAUGAAUGUGGGAUCUGUGCCCACAAUGAACAACAGAGCACCCAUGUUGGCAAAAAGCAUAAUGGAAAAUGCAGACAGGAGGCUUCCGAGAUUGAUUGCAGUCAAUACCCAUCAGGAAUGAUUAAGGGUGGUAAAUCCCACAUAUAUUGUCCGAGGAUCCUGCUCCCAGUCUGUGGCACAGAUGGAUUCACUUAUGAUAACGAAUGCGGCAUCUGUGCCCAUAACCUAAAACAUGGGACUGACAUUAAGAAAAGCCAUGAAGGAAGAUGCAAGAAGGAAACUGUGUCUGUUGACUGCAGCACAUACCUGAGCAAUACCAAAACUGGCGAAGCCAUCCCAGCCUGCCCCUUCGUCCUGCAAGAGAUCUGUGGGACAGACGGUGUCACCUACAGCAAUGACUGUGCGCUGUGUGCCCAUAACAUUGAAUUUGGAACCAGUGUUGCCAAGAAGCAUGAUGGAAGGUGCAUAGAGGAAGUUCCCCAAUUUGACUGCAGCCAGUACCAAACAUCUCUGGUGGAGGGCAGCAAACAGCUGAUGGUCUGCACAAUGAUCUAUGAUCCUGUCUGUGGUACCGAUGGUGUCACCUAUGCCAGCGAGUGUACACUGUGUGCCCACAACCUGGAGCAUCGCACCAAUGUUGGCAAAAGAAAGAGCGGACGCUGUGAAGAGGAUGUUACAAAAGAGUAUUGCAAGGACUUCCAAGAAAUCUCUUCUUUCUGCACCAUGGAAUAUAUGCCCCACUGCGGCUCUGAUGGCGAAACAUAUGGCAACAGAUGUGUUUUCUGCAAUGCCUACCUGAAAAGCAAUAGGACUCUCAACCUUGUGAGUAUGACUGAAUGUUAAGUCUGCACUGGAGUCCAGCCCAGGAAGACAAGCUCCCUUGCAUGUGACUUCCCAUGGGCUGAUCUUCCCCAGCAACUUUCCUUCAGUUUGUCUCAUUUCCUUAGCUACUGAAACACUUAUUCAAUAAACUCAUUUGGCAAUGUU
Molecule: messenger RNA, 1638 nt
Organism: Phalacrocorax carbo (great cormorant)
Lineage: Eukaryota; Metazoa; Chordata; Aves; Suliformes; Phalacrocoracidae
Source: RefSeq, a predicted model, not a curated record